This is a messenger RNA of Musa acuminata subsp. malaccensis (wild Malaysian banana), 1427 nucleotides long. Its product is annotated as glutamine synthetase nodule isozyme. Gene Ontology annotation, molecular function: glutamine synthetase activity. The record is from RefSeq and is a predicted model, not a curated record. Lineage: Eukaryota; Viridiplantae; Streptophyta; Magnoliopsida; Zingiberales; Musaceae. Gene Ontology annotation, cellular component: cytoplasm.
UCCACCUCGCUCUUAGAUCUUUUCCUUUUUGUGUUUGUAGGAGAGAGAGAGAGCUUUGAUCGCUUCGUUUACAGCAGCCAUGUCUCUGCUCACAGAUCUCGUCAACCUUAACCUUAGCAACACAACUGACAACAUCAUUGCCGAGUACAUAUGGAUAGGAGGAAGUGGUAUGGAUAUGCGAAGCAAAGCCAGGACUCUCACUGGUCCUGUCACUGAUCCCUCUAAGCUUCCCAAGUGGAAUUAUGAUGGUUCCAGCACAGGUCAAGCUCCUGGUGAGGACAGUGAAGUGAUCUUGUAUCCUCAAGCCAUCUUCAAGGAUCCAUUCAGGAGGGGCAACAACAUUCUUGUCAUGUGUGACUGCUAUACCCCAGCCGGAGAGCCAAUUCCCACCAACAAAAGGUUCAAUGCUGCUAAGAUAUUUAGCCAUCCUGCUGUUACUGCUGAAGUACCAUGGUAUGGAAUUGAGCAGGAAUACACCCUUCUGCAAAAGGAUGUCAAGUGGCCUCUUGGUUGGCCAGUUGGUGGGUUCCCUGGUCCUCAGGGACCCUACUACUGUGCUGCUGGGGCAGACAAAGCUUUUGGCCGAGACAUAGUUGAUGCUCAUUACAAAGCUUGUCUCUAUGCUGGUGUCAACAUCAGUGGCAUCAAUGGGGAAGUCAUGCCGGGUCAGUGGGAGUUUCAAGUUGGUCCUGCUGUUGGCAUCUCUGCUGGAGAUGAACUGUGGAUUGCUCGUUACAUUCUUGAGAGGAUCACUGAAAUUGCAGGUGUUGUUCUUUCUUUUGACCCAAAGCCAAUCCAGGGAGAUUGGAAUGGAGCUGGUGCUCACACAAACUACAGUACCCAGUCCAUGAGGAGUGAUGGAGGAUACGAAGUCAUCAAGAAGGCCAUCGAAAAGCUUGGCAAGAGGCACAAAGAGCAUAUUGCUGCAUACGGAGAAGGCAAUGAGCGCCGACUCACCGGGCGACAUGAGACUGCUGAUAUCAACACCUUCCUUUGGGGUGUUGCUAAUCGUGGAGCUUCCAUUCGAGUAGGCCGUGAGACAGAGAGAAAUGGGAAAGGUUAUUUCGAGGAUCGAAGGCCCGCAUCGAACAUGGAUCCAUAUAUUGUCACUUCCAUGAUUGCUGAGACCACCAUCCUCUGGGAACCAUGAGCAGUGGAGCAGCCAUGGAUCCUUAUAUUUCAGGGAACUCUGUGUUCUAAUGAAUUGUGUUUCAUUGGGAAGUCUCAUUUCUUUUCCUGUUAAGUAGGGAAGAAUAAACAUACUAAGAUCAUUGUGUAAUGUGCUGUGAAAGUCUGAAAUGGCUUUUCUAUCAGCUUUGCCUUUGCAAUGGAUUUCAGAAGAUAGGAUAUGAACUUCUAUGUUUGUGAUCAUAAUUUGUAAAAGGUUAUCAGAAGAAGUAUUUAGGGAAGUAGUGUUUCAACAUCUA